Oldenlandia corymbosa var. corymbosa is the source of this 1415-nucleotide messenger RNA. Lineage: Eukaryota; Viridiplantae; Streptophyta; Magnoliopsida; Gentianales; Rubiaceae. The record is from the annotation of a GenBank genome assembly.
CCCCAAAAAAAUAAAAAUGCCUUAAUUAUAAAAAAAUUUUCAGUUAUCCGUCAAAGAGAAAGGCGGUCCUAUGUGAAUCCCUAUCGGUAUUGGAUCCAUGAUAAACUCGGAUUUCAUCCUGCUUCUAAUCAUUCAUUUUCUUCUGUUUAUAACCUUGAGAAUUCAACCUAAACGAUACAUCAAUCUGCUAGGGUUAGAACUUAGAAAAAAGAAACACACACACACACACACAUCGCCCGCGCGCACACACAGAGUUGAUCACUUCAAGUCUUCGAUCAAUCAUGGCUGCCGUCGAAUCCACGAAGAAAUUCCCAACUGAAGAAGACGCUUUAGAGUUCAUAGCUGAAAUCAAGCAAGCAACUAAUUAUCAUCCUAACAAUCAAGAAGCCAACAACAAGUUCAAUCAAUUUGCUUGUGCCCUGUUAGAUUUCGAAAAACAGAGGAUAUCCGCAGAAGCUUUAGUGCUCAAAUUGGGAACUCUGUUCCAAUCCCACGAGAAUUUACUUCGUGGGUUCAAGGUUUUCUGCCCCAAUUCUCGACAACCAGUGGUAACCCGAGUUUCAUUGAGGAUUAGGAAUCACGAGUUCGAAGAUCACCAGAAAGAAUUAGGGCACAAGUUCUUGAACGAAGUCAAGGAAAGAUUUCAGGACAAACCCAGAGCUUAUACAGAGUUCUUAAACGCGUUGGUUGAGUACAGGAAUCAAACGUUACACAUCAUACUGUUUUGUCGGAAAAUCGUGCAACUGUUCUUCCGGCACCCGGAUUUGUUGCAUAAAUUCGUCGGCUAUUUCGACGAUUGCGACGAUAAAUCCCGACGAGAAAUCGAAAGACACUGUAAGUUUGCGAUUGAUGAUUUUCUGGAAGAGAUUGAAGUGACGUUGAACAAUUUGAGGACUUCGAUGGCGAUUGUGGAAAAGGCGUUACGGAAGAAGAAGAUUUCGAAGAUGGGUAAAUAUGUUGAACGGAAAUUUGUGGGGAUCAGAGAAUUGGGAAUUAAGAAAACGUUCCCGGUGAACAGAAUGGAAGUGACCAAGAUUAUGAAGAGGGAUCCAUUAAUGGCUUUGCCUUAUGUUUCGGAUCGACUUAGAGAAAAGGAACAAGAAGCUUUAAAGGCUCGUUCUGCGGCUUUUGAGUUAUUGGGAGUGAUUCCGCAUGGUAAUCAAAUGUAAUUCCGAUUCUACGAAAAAGAGGAAGUGACCGAAACUGAUUGAUGCUGGAGGAGAUGAAUUUCUGGUUCAAUGACCUGCAGAUCACAAUGGGAUUUCCUGUCUGUGUUCAGGGUUCAAUGUUAAGGACCUUCACGGUUCUCUUAUCGUGUACUCAUAAUAAAGUGGAUUAUUUUUAGGAGACAUUGAAAAAUAAGUAUGAGGGAAGAUUAAUUUGGUACGCGGAUUCUAACUUUAUUAAGAAUGACU